Molecule: messenger RNA, 1362 nt
Organism: Meriones unguiculatus (Mongolian gerbil)
Lineage: Eukaryota; Metazoa; Chordata; Mammalia; Rodentia; Muridae
Product: tripartite motif-containing protein 43B-like
Exons: 5
Coding region: 1-1362 (453 amino acids)
Molecular function (GO): zinc ion binding; protein binding
Source: RefSeq, a predicted model, not a curated record
AUGGAGUCAGGCUUCUCACAGGCCUUCCAGGAAGAGCUCAUCUGCCCCAUCUGCUUGGGCUGCCUAACAGACCCAAUCACCAUAGCCUGUGGCCACAGCUUCUGUCAGGCCUGCCUCUGCCUUUCCUGGGAAGAUCUCCAAGUUCCUGUCCACUGUCCCACGUGUAGGCAUCCAUCCCAUCAGAAGGACUUCAGAACCAACGUUGUUCUGAAGAAGCUGGUGCACAUUGCCAGACAGGACAGCCUCAUGAAGUACCUGAGCUCUGAGGAGCACAAGUGUGUGACCCACAAGGAGGCAAAGAGGAUCUUCUGUGAGGAGAACAGGGUCCUCCUCUGUCAACUGUGCUCUGACUCCCAGGAGCACAAGGGUCACAGACACUGUCCCACUGAAGCAGCUGCUGAGGGGCAAAUGGACUACGUGUCUCUUCAGAAAGAAAUGAUCAGGAUGGAGUAUAGGAAAGUACAUCCAAUCCUCUAUGAAGAAGAAAAGAAACAUAUAGAGUGUAUGGAAAAUGAAGGCCAACCUCUUUUAGAGAAACUCUGGGAAAGCAAAGCCUCCAUGGUCCAAAAAAUGAAUCAACUAAUAGAAAUGUAUCGGGAGCUGAUGACAAUGUCCCAGCAGCCAUAUGUGGUGCUGCUCCAGGACAUGGAAGACGUGUUCAGAAGGAGUGAAUCAGUGCAGCUGUGCAUGCCCCAGGUGAUGAAACCAGAGCUCAUUGCCCUGCCCAUCAUUGGACUGAUUGAGAGGUGCAAGUUCUUCCAAGGCAAUCUCCAGGUACCUCUCUCACCUAAGAAGUGUAAACAGUCAUUUCAACUAAAUUGUUGCCUCUUGCCUCUUCCUACAGUGAACAUAUUCUUUGGAAAUGCAAUCUUACUCCAUGACAAGAUGAACCUAUUUAAGUUCAUGAGAAGAUUCAGCUUUAGCCCUCACUAUCAGGAGACAUCUGUGGAAUCGGCUGGACACUAUUUUGCUUCCUGUGGAUCACAGAGCUUCUUCUCUAGGAGAAGGAAAUAUUUCUCUAGGAAAUAUUACUGGGAGAUGGAUUUAAUGGACUCUCAAGACUGGGCUAUCGGAGUGUGUGCGGGUGACUAUUUAACAAAUGCUAGGCAGAAGACUGAACCUGAGGGUGUAUUUCUCCUUGUGUGUGUGAAACAUGGUAAUCAGUACAGUCUCCUCACCACCUGUCCAGUAAUUCAUCACUAUAUAGAGAAGCCAGUGGGCCGGGUUGGUGUGUUCCUUGAUUGUGAGGGUGGAUACGUAAGUUUCAUGGAUGUAGCCAAGAGUUCCCUCAUAUACAGUUACCCUCCUGGCACUUUCAAUUACCCUGCCAGGCCUUUCUUCUCUUUUGAUGGCACAUUUUGA